Eimeria necatrix is the source of this 336-nucleotide messenger RNA. RefSeq lists its product as hypothetical. Lineage: Eukaryota; Apicomplexa; Conoidasida; Eucoccidiorida; Eimeriidae. The record is from RefSeq and is a predicted model, not a curated record. The transcript has a single exon. The coding region runs from base 1 to 336 and encodes 111 amino acids.
AUGAAGGACCCCACAGCAGCAGCAGCAGCAGCAGCAGCAGGAAGGGGUUUGCUGCAGGUUAAGAGGGAACCGCAAGAGGAGCAGCAGCAAAGGCGCCCACGCGAGCAGCAGCAGCAGCAGCAGCAGCAGCAACAGCAGGAGCCGCCCCUGAAGAAGAGUAAAGCCAGCAGCAGCAGCAGCAGCAGCAGCAGCAGCAGGGAAACACAAAAGGCAGCAGCGGCAGAGAAGCCACGCAAACGAAAAGUAGCUGCUGCUGCUGCUGCUGCUGCAGGGCCUCCACAGCAGCAAAAGCCUCAGAAGCAUACACAGCAACAGAAGCAAAAGCUGCAGCAGUAG